CCCCCUCCCUGAAGGGCCUGGCCAAGCCCUAGGGAAGCUCCACCCUCUGCAGCCCCUGAGCUCCCCGCACCUGUGAAGCCCAAAGGGCCAGGCCCAGUGGGCUGGGGGACACAGGGCAGGCCAUGCACCCAGGCACCUGGGCCCCUGACUCUGUGUCCGUGGUGACUCGUCUUUUCUCCAGAUGCCAUGAACCGCUUUCGGAACAUGAGGCGCAUGGAGCCAUUCCAGGGCCCCUCAAAAUGGGUCCCCACUCUGGGCGAGCUGCAGAAGACCCUCCAGAAGGGCGAGUACCUGCCCCUCCGCCCGCUGCCCAUGUUCGAGAGUAACUUUGUCCAGGUGACCAAUCGAGGGGCCCCCGUGUACGUGCACCACAGAACCAACCGCCUGACCAUGGGUGUGGCCGCCUCCCUGCCAGGCCUGGUACUGCCUGACAUCCUGCUGAUCGCUCAGCCCCCAGAGGGCAAGGAGUGCUCCAACCUCGUCCUCACCAGGAUGCUCCCGCUGGACCUGGCUCACCUCUACGUGCAUGAUCUGUCUGCCUGGCGUCUGAAACUGCGCCUGGUCACGGGCCGCUACUACUACCUGGAGCUGGACGCCCCUGAUAAAGAGGUUGGCUUCCUGUUUGACCGCUGGAUCCGUCUCAUCAACCUGCUCCAGGAGCCUGCCACAACCUGGGCCCCCAGGACUCUGAAUACACCCACCACGGACCUGGCCCAUGUUGUACCUCCUGCCUCCACCUGGCGCCUCCAGGCCCAGCCACAGUCCAAACGUUCAGUCAUGAUUGUCGAGCCCACCUUUCCUUACAAGUUGCUGGCAUCUCAGAGACAGAAGAAGGCCAAGACUCUCAAGCGCAAAUUCAAGUCUCAGGCUGUGGGCGAUUCUGUGCCUCUCAUAUGGUCACAGAUGGAGCAUGCUAAAGCUAAAAAGAAAUCUGCAGAAAAGUCCCAACCACACCUCCACCCAGACAGAUCUCAGACCCAAAUCCAGAUUUCCGAGAAGCCCAGCAUCACCAUCCGUACCAUCUUCAGCAUCAUUUCCAAUACCAUCAACCACACACAGUCCUCUUCUAAGCCUUGCUCUUCUGACUCUGACCUGGGCACAGUCCUGGGAGGUCUAGUUGAGACCCCUGUACGCUGUAUCUCGGAGGAGAGCGCUGGUCCUUCCUUGGCGGGCUCCUAUGAAAACUUGGACCCGUACCUGUGGCAGCAGGAUAUCGAACACCUGAUAGAUCCUGAUUCCAGCACGCUGUCAUCUUCCUCCUUUUCCCCAGCCCCAGGCCCUCCGGCCUUCUACCUCCGUGCCCCCUACUCCUCCUUCCGCAAGCACAAGGAAAGGCCCCGGGUCCCGGGAUCUGGGCAGAGGCAGCGGCUGCCACCCUCCCAGAAGACCCAGUCUAUCCGUGCUACCUCUUGGAAGGUUCCAUUCAUCCUUGACCAAUCCAAGAAGGUCUCGGCAGCGCAUGCUCCAACCCAGAAGACCUCAACUGGUGCUGGCCCAUCCCGGAGGGUCCCAGUGGCACCUGUUGCUUCUCAAAAGGCACCUGUCACACGGGGCCCGUCUCGGAAGGUGCCCCCUGCAUUGGCUACUUCCCAGAAGGCCCCCACAAUACACGGCUCAGCCCGGAAGGCCCCACCUGCACCAGCCAUUUCCCGGAAGGCCCCAGUUGUAUCUGUCCCAUCUCGGAAGGCCCCACCUGGGUUGGCUAUUCCACAGAAGGCUACAGCCAUACCUGUCCUAUCUCAGAAGGCCCAACCCAUACCUGCUUUGCCCCCAAAGACUGCGCCCCACACUGUCCGAAACAGGAAAUCUUUGUUCCUCCCUACGCCAUCUCAGAGGGCUCUGAUCUCUCCCACUCAGGACCAGGGGACCCUGGAUGAGGUUGAUUUGGGCAUGUUGCCCAGAUUAGGUUCUAUGAGGAAUGUGCCUAAGAGAAGCAAGCGAGAAGGGAUGCCAGAGCCCAUGAUGUUUGUAAGCACCCAUGAGAUGGACCUGGUAGAGACGAGGACCAAGAAAACCUCCCUGGAGCUGCCUUUCACUACCACAGAGAGGGAGUCAUCGGAGGUGGUGAUCAGCAAAGCCCAUGAGAUCAACGUGGACGGCCUGAAAGGCAGGAGCUGGUUGGAAGACAAAGUGCAGAGGAAGAAGGAGGAGAGGGCUCUGGACAUUCCUGGCUUCAAGUCCAAGGAGAUGAGGCAGCAGCACAAGUGGCUCAAGACUGAGGAGCUGACCAUUGAGGGACCCCCGGAAGAGCAGAGCAGGCCCUUCUCAGUGGAGGGGCUCACCCUUGCCAAGCUGAUUAUCAUGGCCAACUCCAAAGAGCCGCCCCAGAGACCACCUGUAGUCCGUCUGCCCUCCUGGCUCUCGGUCGCCCAGGUGUCUGCCAUGCCAACAGAGAGUACGGUGCCCACCAAGCCCCAUAAAGAGCCCCCAGCAGAGAAGACACCUGUGGUGGCUAAGGAGAAGCCCCCAGUGCACACCUGGGUGCCCCCACCAGAGAAGACACCUGUGGUGGCUAAGGAGAAGCCCCCAGUGCACACCUGGGUGCCCCCCCCAGAGAAGACACCUGUGGUGGCUAAGGAGAAGCCCCCAGUGCACACCUGGGUGCCCCCACCAGAGAAGACACUUGUGGCAGCUAGGGAGCAGUCCCCAGUGCGUAGCUGGGUGCCCUCGCCAGAGAAGACACCUGUGGCGGCUAAAGAGCAGUCCCUGUUGGACAGCUGGGUCUCCUCAUCGGAGGGCACAUCUGUGGAGGCUAAGGAGCAGUCCCCAGUGCGCAGCUGGGUGCCCUCAUCGGAAGGGACACCUGUGGCCGCUAAGGAGCAGUCCCCGGCACAAAGCUGGGUGCCCUCAUCGGAGGGGACACCUGGGGUGGCUAAGGAGCAGUCCCCAGCACGCAGCUGGAUAUCCUCGUUGGAGGGGGCACCUGGGGCAGCUAGGGAGCAGUCCCAGGUGAGCCCCUGGGUGAAGGGGAAAAUGCAUGAGUGGGCAGAGAAGAGCAAGCAUUCCUGGGUAGAGCAGGAAGCAAAGGUGGAGAGGUCAUCCCAGGACUCAACGGGACCUUCCGAAGUGUACUAUCUCCAUGAGCUGGAAUCCAGCAGCCGUAACACAGACACAGCCUCCCCACCUCCCAUCCCUCUGCCUGCAUCAGAGUGGGAGAGUACACCCCAGUCGCCCAUGUCACUGAGCCCCAUCUCAAAGAUGGAGCCUGGGAUAUCCUCAGAGUCCAGCGUACCUCAAGAGCCCCAGGAGCUCAAAGAGAUGUCAGACCAUAGCCCUCUGACCAUCACCGACUUGUCCUCAGAGGUCUUGCCCUCACCCUUGGAAGCUGAGAGUGUGACAGACGUAGCAACCAGUGGGGAGAAGACAGAUGAAUUGGAUGCCUUUAGUCCUUCAGCCAGCAUGCACAGUUGGGAAAGCCCUCAAUAGCAGGAUUCCGAGGACUCCAUCUCAGUUACCAAAGUGUCCAAAGGAGCCCAGCCUGGCCAGGCCCCUAGAGUGCUUGCACCUCUACCGUAAGAAGCAGGGUGCCGAAAAGGCCAGGCGGGGGGAUGCUCCCUCUCCGGUAGAGACCAGAGCUAUCUAUACGUUUAUAUAUUGGGGGGCGGGGGGCGGGGCAGGGGAGAGCCGGCGGG
This is a messenger RNA of Canis lupus familiaris (dog), 3632 nucleotides long. RefSeq names its product family with sequence similarity 71 member E2 (gene GARIN5B). The record is from RefSeq and is a predicted model, not a curated record. NCBI's taxonomy places the organism in Eukaryota, Metazoa, Chordata, Mammalia, Carnivora, Canidae. The coding region runs from base 187 to 3426 and encodes 1079 amino acids. The transcript is spliced from 11 exons. Gene Ontology annotation, cellular component: nucleus.